This is a messenger RNA of Ogataea haglerorum, 1410 nucleotides long. RefSeq lists its product as uncharacterized. The transcript has a single exon. Gene Ontology annotation, molecular function: NADP binding; N,N-dimethylaniline monooxygenase activity; flavin adenine dinucleotide binding. Bases 1 to 1410 code for a protein of 469 amino acids. Lineage: Eukaryota; Fungi; Ascomycota; Pichiomycetes; Pichiales; Pichiaceae. The record is from RefSeq and is a predicted model, not a curated record.
AUGUGCAAGUCCGUCUGUGUAAUUGGCGGCGGGGCGUGCGGAUUGGCUACCGUGCGAGCGUUUCUUGAAGAAGGCGGGUUUGAGAAGGUUGUAGGGUUUGAACAACGGGCCUCGGUUGGCGGGAUCUGGAACUACAGCGAGCGCGCAGACCAGAACCUCAAUAUUCCGUCUGUGGACCCCCUGGCCGUGGUCAACCCCAUAAAAACAGCACAAUGCUACGUCUGGCCAAACGCAGUGUACGACGCGCUUGAGACAAACACGCCGUACCCGCUGAUGGAGUUCAGAGACCACAAGUUCCCCGAGACGACUCCACUUUUCCCUCACAGGUCCGCGGUCCUUGAUUACGUCAGCAGGUACGGCGAGGAUCUCAGGCAGCAUUACCGGUUCAACACAAGAGUUGUGGACGUGCGACACCGGCACAAGUGGCUAGUGCGCUCGCGAGCCGUGUGCGACGCCACAGAGGGUGGGCUAAAGGAGUCUGACGCCGUGCCCGACACAACGGAGGAGUACGAUGCGGUGAUGGUGGCCACCGGAGUCUACGACCUGCCCUUGAUCCCAGAGCUCACGGGGCUCAGGGAGUGGCACGAAAAGUUCCCCAACACGAUUCUCCACUCGAAAACGUUCCGCAGUCCUCGCGAACUGGCUGGCAUCGAGGGAAAUAUCCUGGUGAUUGGCAACUCUGCCUCGGGAAUUGAUAUCUGCUACCAAUUCGCGAGAUGCACGAGGAGAAAGAUAUACAAAAGCGCGCGCUCCGCGAGCCGCGUUCCUGGCGGGACGAGCGACCUGGUGAUUGAGAUGCCGGACAUCAGCCAUCUGGAGCCGCAGACGGCCUCUGUUUAUUUUGUUGACGGUCGAAGGCUGGACAACGUGGGAUGCAUAGUCUUCGCUACCGGAUUCCUGCGGUCGCUGCCAUUUUUUGCCGAGAUAAACACGUCCGACAAACCCCUCAUCACGGACGGAAACAGGAUCCACGGGCUGUAUCGGCACUGUUGGAGCUACGAGUAUCCGGGGCUGGCGUUUAUCGCGAUUUCCCGGUACGUGCUCCCGUUUCACGUUGCAGAGAUCCAGGGGACCUGGUUGGCUAAAAUCCUGCAGAAAAAAAUCGCGUUGCCGGCCUAUGUGGAGAUGGCCAGCCAGGAACGCCAAUUGCUGAGCUCGCGCGGCAGCCGGCCGAGUUUCCACGAUUUACUGUAUCCGGACGAUAUCGAGUACAUGAAUCUGCUCAUGGAGGACAUUAGAAUGGCAUCUGACGGCGGUUUCUUGCCCAAGGAAUGGACAGAGAUGGAAAUUGCGCUGAGAAGGAAUACCAAACUUCUCAAGGCGAGGUGUCUGCAACAUUUCGAGAGAACAGGCCAUCAUUUAACGCUUCGUGAUGCAUUGUCCAUGGAUAUUAUGGAGACGAGGCAGUGA